This is a messenger RNA of Musa acuminata AAA Group (dessert banana), 639 nucleotides long. RefSeq names its product large ribosomal subunit protein eL33w-like. NCBI's taxonomy places the organism in Eukaryota, Viridiplantae, Streptophyta, Magnoliopsida, Zingiberales, Musaceae. Gene Ontology annotation, cellular component: ribosome; cytosolic large ribosomal subunit. The record is from RefSeq and is a predicted model, not a curated record. Gene Ontology annotation, molecular function: structural constituent of ribosome. Bases 91 to 429 code for a protein of 112 amino acids. The transcript has 5 exons. Gene Ontology annotation, biological process: ribosomal large subunit biogenesis; cytoplasmic translation.
CCCGUGGAACGACUAGGGUUUCUCGCUGUUUCGUUGGGCCGCUGUCUCUCUCUCGCACCGUCUCUUGUCGAACCACUCUCGUCGGCGGAAAUGGUGAAGGGGCGACAGGGCGAGCGCGUCAGGUUGUACGUUCGUGGGACAAUCCUCGGAUACAAGAGGUCGAAGUCGAACCAGUACGAGAACACCUCGUUGGUUCAGAUCGAGGGUGUGAACACGAAGGAAGAGGUCGCCUGGUACUGCGGCAAGAGGAUGGCGUACAUAUACAAGGCGAAGACGAAGACCAAGGGGACGCGGUACCGGUGCAUAUGGGGCAAGGUCUGCCGCCCCCACGGGAACAGUGGAGUGAUUCGCGCCAAGUUCAAGUCCAACCUCCCGCCUAAAUCCAUGGGUGGAAAGGUCAGGGUUUUCAUGUACCCCAGCAACAUAUGAGGUGAAUUGGUGCAAUAGAGCAGAUGUUUUCUGGCAGCUGUAGCUCGGAUUUUUUAGUGGGACCGGAGGAAAAAGCGAAUUCCAAGUUGGUGUUGCAGUUAUUUAAGUUUUGAUUAUUUUCUAUUUAUGUGUUCUUUCUUGUCGGGGAACUUGAACAUUAUUUACUAUUUGAAAAUUCUAUUUUCCAAAUAUGGAUGAUGACUUUAUAAA